Messenger RNA from Fusarium redolens, 1380 nucleotides. RefSeq lists its product as uncharacterized. The coding region runs from base 1 to 1380 and encodes 459 amino acids. The record is from RefSeq and is a predicted model, not a curated record. The transcript is spliced from 3 exons. Lineage: Eukaryota; Fungi; Ascomycota; Sordariomycetes; Hypocreales; Nectriaceae.
AUGUCUUAUACUGAAACAGAGCAGCUUGAACUAGCACAGCAGCUUGUGCUGGAAUGUGACCUUUUGGACCAGAGAUUUGCUGCUUUGAAGAAGUCGUUGAUCAAGCCAGAGAACAAACAGAAGGUGAUUGAAUCGUAUGACCGUCUGGUCAAGAUUCUGCGUAAGGAAGUCGAUCACAUCGACAAGCAUGGAGCUGCUCUGGUUCCAGAAAUUGACUUUGACGACGUCCGAAAGAAUGGUGGCAAUCUCCCCGAAGACUUCACCAAGUUGGUGCAUGAGCGAGGCUGUCUGAUCCUUCGAAACGUCGUCAGUGAAGAGCAGGCGGUCAGUUGGGAGACAUCUCUGAAGGACUACACCCAACGUCAUCCAGGCGUAGGAGGCCAUCCUCACCAUAAACCAGCAGCUUGGAACGUGUUCUGGACCAAGGCACAGAUGGAAAUGCGAACCCAUCCAAGAGUCCUGGAAGCCAUGAGAUGUGUGUCCAGAUUAUGGCACGUUUCUGAUCCCACAAUCCCUAUUGAUCUCGACAGCCAGGUCAUCUACCCUGAUCGAAUUCGCAUCCGCUACCCAAGCAAUGAUCCCGGCCAGUUUCCUUUGGACCCUCAUAUGGACAGUGGAGCAAUCGAGAGAUGGGAAGAUGAAGAGAACCGGAAGAACUACCAGGCCAUUUUUGAAGGCAACUGGCAAGACUGGGAUGCAUGGUCUGCGGAUCAUCGUAUCAAAGCGCAGAGUGACCUUUAUCACACUGGGACAGCUUGCUCAGUAUGGAGAAGCCUCCAAGGAUGGCUGUCCCUCUCAAACACGCAGACUGGUGAAGGAACACUCCGAGUACUGCCCAGUUUGAAGCUGUCUAUGGCAUAUAUCAUGCUGCGACCUCUGUUCCAUAGUGGAGAGUACAACGAUUCUCUACCUACGUUCCCGGGUGCCACUCCAGGUCAGACCCAGUUCUUCCCAACUGUUGAGGGUCACCCAGAUCUUGAUAUCAAGCGAGCCAUCGUCGGUAUUUCUCCAGUUCGACCUGGCGAUUAUGUAUUCUGGCAUUGCGACUUGGUCCACGGCGUGGAUCCUACAAACCCUGGACUCGUCGAUUCAAGCGUGUCAUACAACGCGUGCAAUCCGCUGACACCUUACAAUAUUGAGUCUCUCCUGACAACGCGGGACGCCUUUCAGAGGGGAGAUGUUCCGAUUGACUUUACGCGAUCACAUGGCACGUGGGAGAGGGAAUAUGACCAUGAAGACUGCGGAGCCAAGGUUGAGAACAUCCUUACCAAGGCGGGUCUUCAGGCAAUGGGUCUUGAGAGACUUGACACGGAAGAAGAGGGUCUGACACAGGGUCAGAAAGAUGUGCGCGAAAUGGCGAACAGGAAAUUGGGACUUUGA